AUGCUGAAGAAAUUCGACAAGAAAGACGAGGAAUCGGGUGGAGGUUCCAACCCAUUCCAGCACCUUGAGAAGAGUGCGGUACUCCAAGAGGCCCGUGUAUUUAAUGAAACUCCCAUCAACCCUCGGAAAUGUGCCCACAUUCUCACCAAGAUCCUUUACCUCAUAAACCAGGGGGAGCACCUGGGGACCACUGAAGCAACUGAGGCCUUUUUUGCCAUGACCAAGCUCUUUCAGUCCAACGAUCCCACCCUUCGUCGAAUGUGCUACUUGACCAUAAAGGAGAUGUCUAGCAUUGCAGAGGAUGUCAUCAUCGUCACCAGCAGCCUGACAAAGGACAUGACUGGGAAAGAAGACAACUACCGUGGUCCAGCCGUGCGAGCCCUCUGCCAGAUCACUGACAGCACCAUGCUGCAGGCUAUCGAGCGCUACAUGAAACAGGCCAUCGUGGACAAGGUGCCCAGUGUCUCCAGCUCUGCCCUAGUGUCUUCUCUGCACCUGCUGAAGUGCAGCUUUGACGUGGUCAAGCGCUGGGUGAAUGAGGCCCAGGAGGCGGCAUCAAGUGAUAACAUCAUGGUCCAGUACCAUGCACUGGGGCUCCUAUACCAUGUACGUAAGAAUGACCGCCUGGCUGUCAGUAAAAUGAUUAGCAAGUUCACGCGGCACGGCCUCAAGUCUCCCUUUGCCUACUGCAUGAUGAUCCGGGUGGCCAGCAAGCAGCUGGAGGAGGAGGACAGCAGCCGUGACAGCCCACUGUUUGACUUCAUCGAGAGCUGCUUACGCAACAAGCAUGAGAUGGUGGUCUACGAGGCCGCCUCCGCCAUUGUCAAUCUGCCAGGCUGCAGUGCCAAAGAGCUGGCCCCAGCUGUGUCAGUGCUCCAGCUCUUCUGCAGCUCACCCAAGGCCGCUCUCCGCUAUGCUGCUGUCCGUACCCUCAAUAAGGUUGCCAUGAAGCAUCCAUCAGCAGUGACAGCCUGUAAUCUAGACCUAGAGAACCUUGUCACAGAUUCGAAUCGCAGCAUUGCUACACUAGCCAUCACCACUCUGCUCAAGACUGGCAGCGAGAGCAGCAUUGACCGCCUCAUGAAGCAGAUCUCCUCUUUCAUGUCAGAGAUCUCAGAUGAAUUCAAGGUGGUAGUUGUCCAGGCCAUCAGUGCCCUGUGUCAGAAGUAUCCUCGCAAGCAUGCUGUCCUCAUGAACUUCCUGUUUUCCAUGCUGCGUGAAGAGGGUGGCUUUGAGUAUAAGCGGGCCAUUGUGGACUGCAUCAUCAGCAUCAUUGAGGAGAACUCAGAGAGCAAGGAGACAGGACUGUCACACCUGUGCGAAUUCAUCGAGGACUGCGAAUUCACUGUUUUGGCCACCCGCAUCCUGCAUCUCCUGGGCCAGGAGGGGCCCAAGACCAACAACCCCUCCAAGUACAUUCGCUUUAUUUAUAACCGAGUGGUCCUGGAGCAUGAGGAGGUCCGGGCAGGUGCUGUGAGUGCUCUGGCCAAGUUUGGAGCCCAGAACGAAGAGAUGUUACCCAGUAUCUUGGUGUUGCUGAAGAGGUGUGUGAUGGAUGAUGACAAUGAAGUCAGGGACCGAGCCACCUUCUAUCUCAAUGUCCUGGAGCAGAAGCAGAAGGCCCUCAAUGCAAGCUACAUCCUAAAUGGUUUGACCGUGUCCAUCCCUGGUUUGGAGAGGGCUCUACAGCAGUAUACUCUAGAACCAUCAGAAAAACCUUUUGACCUCAAGUCUGUGCCCCUGGCCACCGCACCCAUGGCAGAGCAAAGAACAGAAAGCACCCCCAUCACAGCAGCUAAGCAGCCUGAGAAAGUGGCAGCCACCCGGCUGGAGAUCUUCCAGGAGCAGUUGGCAGCAGUGCCAGAAUUCCAGGGGCUGGGGCCCCUCUUCAAGUCCUCGCCUGAGCCUGUGGCCCUCACCGAGUCCGAGACAGAAUAUGUCAUCCACUGCACCAAGCACACCUUCACCAACCACAUGGUGUUCCAGUUUGACUGCACAAACACACUCAAUGACCAGACCUUGGAGAAUGUCACAGUGCAGAUGGAGCCCACUGAGGGCUAUGAGGUGCUGUGUUAUGUGCCUGCCGGGAGCCUACCCUACAAUCAGCCUGGGACCUGCUACACGCUGGUGGCACUACCCAAGGAAGACCCCACAGCUGUGGCCUGCACAUUCAGCUGCAUGAUGAAGUUCACUGUAAAGGACUGCGAUCCCACCACUGGGGAGACAGACGAUGAAGGCUAUGAAGAUGAAUAUGUGCUGGAAGAUCUGGAAGUCACUAUAGCUGAUCACAUCCAAAAGGUCAUGAAGCUGAACUUUGAAGCAGCCUGGGAUGAGGUAGGGGAUGAGUUUGAGAAGGAGGAAACAUUCACCUUGUCUACCACCAAGACACUUGAAGAGGCUGUGGGAAAUAUUGUGAAAUUCCUGGGAAUGCACCCUUGUGAGAGGUCAGACAAAGUGCCGGAUAACAAGAACACCCACACAUUACUCCUGGCCGGUGUGUUCCGGGGUGGACAUGACAUCCUUGUGCGCUCCCGGCUGCUGCUUUUGGACACGGUAACAAUGCAGGUGACAGCCAGAAGUUCCGAGGAGCUGCCAGUAGACAUCAUCUUGGCAUCUGUUGGCUGA
Messenger RNA from Pipistrellus nathusii (Nathusius's pipistrelle), 2625 nucleotides. Lineage: Eukaryota; Metazoa; Chordata; Mammalia; Chiroptera; Vespertilionidae. The record is from the annotation of a GenBank genome assembly.